AUGAGCAGAAUCGAUCAAUUGCUUGAUCUUGAAUUCGUGGAAUUGUUGCUCGCGUGCGAUCCAGCGCGAAGACGAGUAUUGCGUGCCGCGGGCUCGAGUCAGGAUCAUAAGAACAACACGUUUGUCAUACGCACCGUUGCUAAUCACAAUACCAGAGAUAAUAAUCUCGAAGUGUUCGGAGUGCUACCGAACGUUCUGGGAGUUGAAAUCAAACAGGAAGACUAUCGAGAACCCGAAGCAGUCUUCGUCGCAUCGAUUGAGGAAGGAUUUACGAGUGUCGCUGAGGCCAACAACACAAGCAAGGCGAGCAGUAGAAGCAACACAGGAACUGUAAGGGAAUUGCGUGUUCAUUUGGCGUGCGACGUUUGCUCCUCUCUGUUCGAAACGAGCGCGGAGCUGAAGAAACACAUGUUGCGUCACAAGUACAAAUGCAGACUCUGCGACAACAGUUUCUCGGCGGCGAAUACUCGGGACAAUCAUCUGAUCCAUGUUCACGGCGAGCCCAAGUAUUCCUGCAAAAUGUGUCGCUUUGUCACCUGGACCAAAGCCGACAUCAAGGAGCACAUGAUCACGAAGCAUUUGGAUCCGUUUUGCAGCACCUGCAAGCUGUGCGACAAGCAGUUCCAGACGAGAUUUCGCAUCGAGAAACAUUAUCUCAGAUUUCACACCACCUUGACCGUAGGCUGCACGAUCUGCAAACGCAGCUACAAGAGCUACGUGACACUGAACUCGCACAUUAAACUCACGCAUCUGAAAUCCGGUUACGAAUGCAAAAUCUGCACCCGACAGCUCACCAGUGUGGCUUUUCUAGAGAUGCACAUGCGCAGCCACGAGGGCAAAAAGCGCAAAAACACGUUGCAGGCGGAGAUUUGCACGACCUGCGGCGAGGUGUAUCACAACAGACGUAAUCUGACCGAGCACGUAGCCUUGGUUCACGGCAAGUUUUAUCCACACGUUUGUCCGAUCUGCAAGAAAGCCUUCGCCAGACGUGCGAAUCAGGUGUACCACAUUUUAACCGUACACAUGACCAAUGUAUACGAGUGCGAUGUCUGCGGGGUGAAAUUUCCGCGAAGGGAAAAUCUGCUUACUCAUAGAAAACGAGACCAUUCCGAGAUUGAAGGAUUAGGAACAGUACCUGACGUACCCAUAAGGGGACUUGUGGGCGAAUUUGUCAGAAAUUACAUAAAUAAUCAAAAAACUUCACACAGUGGCGACAACUUACUGUUGGUUAGAUCCGAGUUGGAAGUCCCAAUGAUUAUUGGCGAUUGAUAACAUCAUUCGCGUGAAAAUUAUCAGAUUAAAAAAAAAAAAAAACUUGUGUCUCUCUAGUUGUUCUUAUUUAGAAAACUUAAAACAAAACGUAUUAUUAUUGCGUUAUUUGAUGUUAUUGCUACGUAUAAUUUCUUCUUA
Messenger RNA from Pseudomyrmex gracilis, 1410 nucleotides. Its product is annotated as PR domain zinc finger protein 5-like. NCBI's taxonomy places the organism in Eukaryota, Metazoa, Arthropoda, Insecta, Hymenoptera, Formicidae. The record is from RefSeq and is a predicted model, not a curated record. The transcript is spliced from 4 exons. Gene Ontology annotation, biological process: regulation of transcription by RNA polymerase II. The coding region runs from base 1 to 1269 and encodes 422 amino acids. Gene Ontology annotation, molecular function: DNA-binding transcription factor activity, RNA polymerase II-specific; RNA polymerase II transcription regulatory region sequence-specific DNA binding. Gene Ontology annotation, cellular component: nucleus.